Molecule: messenger RNA, 1620 nt
Organism: Hyaena hyaena (striped hyena)
Lineage: Eukaryota; Metazoa; Chordata; Mammalia; Carnivora; Hyaenidae
Gene: DRC10
Product: IQ motif containing D
Exons: 5
Coding region: 203-1528 (441 amino acids)
Molecular function (GO): protein binding
Source: RefSeq, a predicted model, not a curated record
AGAAAGUCAGUCAGACGUCGAGUCCCCGCCUUCAGGGAAUUGGCGGGUAACCUAGCAACGCAGGUACAACAGAGGUAACCGAGUUGAGCCACCAGGGCCCUAGGAGCCGGGUGGCCGGAGAACGUGACAGCAGGAGACCCGCCUCAUCCAGCAACGUCUCCACCUCCCGGGGCACACAGAGGCAAGGGACGCGGCUCAGAAAAUGGCUCUCGACGUUCUCGCCGUGGCCCCUCUCUACCAGGGCCCUGACAUCAACAGGAUGAGGCUGACGGCAGAGCUGUCCAAAACGCCAGCCUCGCCGCUCAAGCCCCUGGUCCCCCUGAAGUCCAAGCUCACCACCAUCGAGACCAAGAGAGUCAUGUCCGUCCUGGACGACACCAUCCACAAGGUGGAGCUGGUGACCCUGCUCUCGCACAUGGCUUCCAGUCUCCAGGCUCUGGAGGGCGCUCUGGGGGGGGACACCUUGAGGGCGCUGAGAGGGCACGCGGACCUGUGUCACAGCCUCCUGGACAGUGUGGCUUACCUGCAAGAUAAAGAGAGGCGGCUGCAGGAGGAGGAGGCGUCUGAGGAGGAGGGGUGGUUCCGAGACCGCCUUCUCUCCGUGCAGCUGCGGAAAUCCCACCUAAUGCCACUUAUGCAGCAGGUCAGAGACUCCACCAAGGACGCCCUGAGACUCUUGCUCAACGACCCGCAGGCGCCAAAGCUCCUGGAGGCGCGCACACUGGGCAGAAGCGUGGAAGCCCAGCGUUUUAUCGACUGCCUGGUGGAACUGCGGGGUUUCCUGUUCGAGAAGCUCCUCACCAGCCCGAUGGAAGCCAGAGAGAAGAGUCAGUUCAUACAGGACAUCGGGAGACAGAACAGGAGGAACCAAGACAUGCUCAACGCUCUCGAGAACGAACUGGCAGCGAACAUGAAGGACAGGGAUGCGGAGGUGGAGAAAGAGAACUUCGUGAUCCAGGAACUGAAAAACCACCUGCACCAGGUGCUCAAGUUCUCUGAGAACAACCUCCUUCGCACCAAGCAGGAGGCCGAGAAGCAGCAGAAGGUGGACUUCCGGGCCUCGCAGGCGAGGGUGGCCAAGAUCCAGCAGGAGAUACUGCUGCUGAGGUCCCAGCACCACAACCUGGUCGUGGAAAACCGGGAGGUAGAGCAGGCGCUGAGGAAGAAGAAAUAUAAAGUGGAGACGGAAAUUGAGAACUGGAUCCAGAAAUACGAUACGGAGAUGGGUGAGAAGCAGGAAGAGUACGAGGAGCUUGACGCCAUCCACAAGGAGGAGAGGGUCCAGCUGGCGGAGCUGAAGCAGAGGUACAACGUGCUAGUGGAGGAGUUUGCCCAGAUCCGGGCCGAGCGGGAGGUCAAUGCCAAGAAGAGAAUGGAGGCGGAGCAGGAGAUGCUGCACAUGGUGCAGGCGGCCACGCUCAUCCAGGCCGUGUGGAAGGGCUACCUGGUCCGCUCCCUGCUCAGGUCCAAGAAGAAGAAGCGAAGCAAGAGCAAAGGGAAAGGCAAGAAGGGCAAGGGCAAGAACUGAGUCUCCCCUGGGCACCCCACUCCUGACCUGUGCCGCCAUGCUCCUCACUUCUCAGAGAGCAGGCCGGGGAGCCACAACGUGGGGCGGGGGAA